Molecule: messenger RNA, 1077 nt
Organism: Anneissia japonica
Lineage: Eukaryota; Metazoa; Echinodermata; Crinoidea; Comatulida; Comatulidae
Exons: 2
Coding region: 164-844 (226 amino acids)
Source: RefSeq, a predicted model, not a curated record
GCAUCACACCUACCUUAUCACGUGUAAUUUAAGUUGGACCAAAGAGUAUAAUAAAACGCUUGCCACCAUCGACGCAUUACACAUCUUGACUCCGCAUCAUCCGUAAUUCCGUAAUUCCUGACUUUUUCUUCAAGUUACAUAGAGGCGGUAAGCAAAUCGCAAGAUGUCGCAUUCGAAACUUAAAUCACUCAUGAUGCUACCAAAUCGUGAAUUGAAGGAGAUGUGUCGAGAUGCUAAUAUGAAGGUGUCUGGAACAAAAAGCCAACUGCUGAUGCGUCUAUGUGGCAUGGAGAAGGAGAAACCAAAGACCAGAACCAGAACAUCGGCAAAGUCGGUCAACAAAUGGCUUGAGAAACAAGGUGUGAAAGACAUUGAAUCUGUCAACAAAUGCCUUCGUUCAGCAAUCCAGAAGGGUUACAUUGACAUCAGCGGUGAUAGUCCUUUAGAUAAUGUUGUCCUUGAGGAUAGCUGCGAGAACUGUCAUGGUGAUGUGAAAGCGACUAUCCGCGACCUCCUCUACCAACCAGAUCAUCCUGGAUAUGACUAUGGUGAAGAUGGUCCUAUAAGAUGCCCUAACGAAGAAGAACAGGGCUGUAUGGGCAUGUACGUGACUCGCAUGUGCGACAAUAAUGCACACUUUGACAAUGGCAAAGCUACCAACCACUGCACAUAUUGUCCAGGCUUCAGCAAGUGCCUUGGUGACUACCGCAUGGAGCACUGCAAGUCAUGUGGUAAACAUUUUUAUGCUGGGCAAGGGAACAUCCUUUGCGAGUGCCAAGAACGAUACUCUGAUUCUGAUGAUUCUGAUAAUGAUCGUGAUUUUGAUGGUUGUGUUCUGCAGUAGUCCGGAACAUAUUUUUUCGGAUAUUGUUUUUAUGUAAUUACUUGCAUUUAUCUUUCAAAACUUGUGCUUGUUUUAUAUUACAGUAUAAUAGUAGUUUAGCAUUAUACAGUACAAAACACACAGUAUUACAAUAUCUAUGUACAGUAAUAGGCAAGUAGAGGUGUAUCAUGACCCUAUUUUGAUUGUAAUUAUGAAAGGUUUGUAUUUGUAUUAAAUUUUGAUGAAAGUUUUAA